Molecule: messenger RNA, 4031 nt
Organism: Oncorhynchus tshawytscha (Chinook salmon)
Lineage: Eukaryota; Metazoa; Chordata; Actinopteri; Salmoniformes; Salmonidae
Gene: chsy1
Product: chondroitin sulfate synthase 1
Exons: 3
Coding region: 429-2831 (800 amino acids)
Cellular component (GO): Golgi cisterna membrane
Molecular function (GO): glucuronosyl-N-acetylgalactosaminyl-proteoglycan 4-beta-N-acetylgalactosaminyltransferase activity
Source: RefSeq, a predicted model, not a curated record
AAUCACACAGUUAAGCCGCGUUGCUACUAAGCGUUUUCGACAUUCUCACAAUGGCGAGGUAGUGGAAAGAAUGGGUUGGCUACGCGUCUCUGGGCGAAGAAGAAACCAUACAUUUUGUUGAAGGUCGCAGUUUUUUGUCAUUUAUUGAUAGCGACGGAAUGCUUGCUGAUUAGUAGGGCCACAUGAAGAGAGGAGUAUACGUUCAGGUGGUGGGUUUAUGGAGACUGCUACGUAUGCAGCAGCCAGCUUACAUCGGGACCAAAAGAGGGUUGGAGAAGAAAGAGGCUUUCCUACCAUGAGAGCGAGUUAACCCCGUUUUUUUUUAUGAGGGAGAAACAAUUGAACCAAUAUUGCUUUACAAAGACGCUGUGUUGGCAACAGCGAGAAUAGGCUACGAGGCAAAUCGGAGUUGGGUCAAGUUUUGGGGAAUGGCAGGUCGAAGCCGAAGAGCAUGGUUUAGUGUUCUGUUGGGGCUGGUUGUCGGGUUCACCCUGGCUUCCAGACUCAUAUUACCGAAGGCUACGGAGUUGAAGAAAUCCGGUCAGAAACGCAAGGCGAACCCAGCCGGUUGCGGGUUGAACGGGGGUCUGAGGAGAGAAUUCGGUGGGAUAUUAUGGCCCCCGCAAGAUAACGGAUUUUCGGCGACCGAGAAGCCAGUUCCGAGGUCCAACAAUUUCCUUUACGUCGGCGUCAUGACUGCCCAGAAGUACCUGAAUAACCGCGCCAUCGCGGCACAUAGAACGUGGGCUCAGACCAUCCCGGGCCAUGUGGAGUUCUUCUCCAGCGAGGGUUCGGACACCACCAUCCCCAUCCCCAUCGUGGCGCUGCACAACGUGGACGACUCCUACCCACCGCAGAAGAAGUCCUUCAUGAUGCUCAAGUACAUGCACGAUCACUACCUAGACCAAUAUGAGUGGUUCAUGCGGGCCGACGAUGAUGUGUACAUCAAGAGCGAGCGCCUGGAGGGCUUCCUGCGCUCGCUCAACAGCAGCGAGGCCCUCUUCCUGGGCCAGACGGGCAUGGGCGCCCGCGACGAGCUGGGCAAGCUGGCGCUGGAGCCCGGUGAGAACUUCUGCAUGGGUGGCCCCGGCGUGAUCAUGAGCCGUGAGGUGCUGCGCCGGAUGGUUCCUCACAUCGGCCAGUGCCUGCAGGAGAUGUACACCACGCAUGAAGACGUUGAGGUGGGCCGCUGCGUGCGGAGGUUUGCCGGCGUGCAGUGUGUCUGGUCCUACGAGAUGCAGCAGCUGUUCUACGAGAACUACGAGCCCAACAAGAAGGGAUACAUCCGCGACCUCCACAAUAGCAAGAUCCACCGGGCCAUCACCCUGCACCCCAACAAGAACCCGCCCUACCAGUACCGCCUGCACAGCUACAUGCUCAGCCGCAAGAUCGCCCAGCUCCGCCACCGCACCGUCCAGCUCCACCGUGAGAUCGUGCAGAUGUGCCGCUACGGGGCGGCCGAGCCCAGCCGAGAGGACCUGCAGCUGGGCAUGCCUCCAUCCUUCAUGAGGUUCCACCCUCGGCUCCGCGAGGAGGUCCUGGAGUGGGAGUUCCUGACGGGCAAGUACCUGUUCUCCUCGUCUGACGGCCAACCCCCCCGCCGGGGAAUGGACUCCUCCCAGCAUCUGGCCCUGGAUGACAUCAUCAUGCAGGUGAUGGAGAUGAUUAACGCCAAUGCCAAGACGCGGGGACGAGUGAUCGACUUCAAGGAGAUCCAGUACGGCUACAGGCGGGUCAACCCCAUGUACGGGGCGGAGUACGUGCUGGACCUGUUGCUCCUCUACAAGAAGCACAAAGGGAAGACCAUGACGGUGCCGGUGAGGAGACAUGCCUACCUCCAGCAGACCUUCAGCCAGAUCCAGUUCAGAGAGGAAGAGGAGAUGGACGACAAGGCUCUCGCCAGCAGCAUCAACCAGGACUCUGACUCCCUGUCCUUCCUCUCCAACUCCCUCAAGAUGUUCGUGCCCUUCAAGCUGUCCAGCUCUAGCCAGGACCAGAAGGAGCCAAAGGAGCCUAAGGUCAACAUACUGGUGCCGCUAUCCGGACGCUACGACAUCUUUGUCCGCUUCAUGACCAAUUUAGAACGGGUGUGCCUGAUCCCCAACCAGAACGUCAAGCUGCUCAUCCUCCUCUUCAGCACCGACAACAACACAGAGCGGGUCAAGCAGGUGGAACUGAUGAGGGAGUACCACAUCAAGUACCCCCGUGCCGAGAUGGAGAUCCAGCCCGUGUCGGGCUCCUUCUCCCGGGCCUUGGCUCUGGAGGUGGGCUCGGCCCACUUCUCCAACGACUCGCUGCUCUUCUAUUGCGACGUGGACCUGCUUUUCACAACCGACUUCCUCAAGAGGUGCCGGAGUAACACGGUCCUGGGGGAGCAGACCUACUUCCCUAUCAUCUUCAGUCAGUACGACCCCAAGGUGGUUUACGCCGGUAAGGUGCCCAGUGAGAACCACUAUGUGUUCACCGCCAAGACGGGUCUGUGGCGUCACUACGGCUUCGGCAUUGUCUGUGUUUACAAGGGCGACCUGGUCGGGGCCGGGGGCUUCGACACCUCCAUCCAAGGGUGGGGUUUGGAGGACGUGGACCUCUUUAACAAGUUUGUCCAAUCAGGGAUCCGGUUGUUCCGGAGCACGGACCCGGGGAUCAUACACGUUCACCAUCCAGUAGUGUGCGACCCCAACCUGGAGCCCAACCAGUACAAGAUGUGCCUGGGCUCCAAAGCCUCGUCGCACGGCUCGACACAGCAGCUGGCUGAACUGUGGCUCGAGAAGAACGACCACGGCUUCCGGAAGGUCGGGAGCUCAAAUAACGAAUCCCUCAGGACAGCGUGAGAAAGCACUCUGGCCAGGACUGACAAAAGCAGUAUGUGGAGUCCCCCAGGCCUGGGUGUCUUUCCUGGGGAGUCCCCCAGGCCUGGGUGUCUUUCCUGGGGAGUCCCCCAGGCCUGGGUGUCUUUCACUCUUCCCAUUUGUCUUAGCAGCAUUUUUAACUACCUAAUUUAUUUUUUACAGAAACAAAAAAGACUUGGAUAUAUUUUGGAAAUCUGCUUUUUUAAAAGAAAACACGUGAACGUUGAACUGACUGAGACAAACGUGACUGUAGGAGAUGUUUUCAUUAAUAGUGAAAAAUAAAGCAUCUCGAUGAGGAAUAUUCCUUUGGAUGAACCUACCAUAACUCUGGACGCAAGAACAACGUGCUCUGAUGUCUUAUUCUACCAGUCUAGUAAUAAAGACCAUUCUGUGUUAUUUCUACAGUAACCUUGUCUCCAGGUUGUUGCACAUAUAAGCCUGGGAUUUCAACAAUUCAAAGUUUGCCUUAGUGGGAGUGACCAUAGAAUUCUAUGGCAGUGACCUACUGAGUCAAGUACCUGUCAUCAUUUCAUUUGAGCAAAUCACACGACUGUGAGGCGUGUUAUGGGAGAUGAUUGGUUGGUAGAUUAAGCCAAUGCGCCAGGAGUUUCUCACAGUCAUUCUGUAUUGACUAACGAAGGCCAAGUUUGAUGCGUUGGUCCACCAGACUCUUCCCAUUUGGGCGAAAGUGUCUGGGAACUACAUGAUCUAUAAAGAGAGUAUGGGGGGAUGUGGUGAUAUUCGGGGUUAUAUUAUGUGUACCUCAGUGAUGUGCAUGUACAAGCUCUUUAAAAGGUGUAGCGUUUGUCUUGUGCGUGGAGAAGAUGGGUGUUGUCAUCUUCACAGACCAGCAGUGCUCUAAAUGGAACUGUACUCUUGAUUGUGAAUGUUUACAGCAGGUUGAUAUGAACAAACAUUUCAUCAUUGAAGAAGGUUGACUUAGAUGAAAAGCAAUUUGAAUUAAGACUAAAGGACCAUUUUGAUUCCUUUUGAUUUGUUUAUAGUACAGAAUAACACUGUUGUUUUUUUCAAUUGAUUUUAGAUUUUCUUUUUAUUUACUUCUGUGAACACAACUGCUGGAUUUAAUAUCUGCAAUUCAUCCUCCGCUGUCUAAUUUAUUGAAUUUGCAGUCUCCAUUCUGUGUUACCUGACUGUUGGAAUAUGUAUAUUAGGAAAAUUGUA